GCCAUCUUGCGUCCCCGCGUGUGUGCACCUAAUCUCAGCUGGUCCGCCCGAGACCCCCUGAGCGCCAACCCUAUUCCCCCACGCGGUCCCAUUUCCGCUCCAACAAGAUGAAAGAAACUAUCAUGAACCAGGAGAAACUCGCCAAACCGCAAGCACAAGUGCGCAUUGGUGGGAAAGAAACUGCUCGCCGAAAGAAGGUGGUUCAUAGAACGGCUACAGCAGAUGAUAAAAAACUUCAGUUCUCCUUAAAGAAGUUAGGGGUAAACAAUAUCUCUGGUACUGAAGAAGUGAAUAUGUUCACAAACCAAGGGACAGUGAUCCAUUUUAACAACCCCAAAGUUCAGGCAUCACUGGCAGCGAACACUUUCACCAUUACAGGCCAUGCUGAGACAAAGCAGCUGACAGAAAUGCUACCCAGUAUCUUAAACCAACUUGGUGCAGACAGUCUGACUAGUUUAAGAAGACUGGCUGAAGCUCUGCCCAAACAAUCUGUGGAUGGAAAAGCACCACUUGCUACCGGAGAGCAUGAUGAUGAUGAAGUUCCAGAUCUUGUGGAGAAUUUUGAUGAAGCUUCCAAGAAUGAAGCAAACUGA
This is a messenger RNA of Zalophus californianus (California sea lion), 593 nucleotides long. Its product is annotated as transcription factor BTF3-like. Bases 108 to 593 code for a protein of 161 amino acids. The transcript has a single exon. Gene Ontology annotation, cellular component: nascent polypeptide-associated complex; cytosol. The record is from RefSeq and is a predicted model, not a curated record. Lineage: Eukaryota; Metazoa; Chordata; Mammalia; Carnivora; Otariidae.